AUGGCCGCUGAAACAAACGCCACACCAUCCUCCGACCUCAUGCCACCCAAGAUGGAAGAGUUUGCUUUGCAUUCAGAGCUCUCUAGACUCACCAAGGAAGCUAAGCAGAGAUAUGUCCUUAAUCAGAUCAAAAAGCUUGUAGAAGGCUGUGAGACUUUCAUAGCCCUUGUCCCAGGCGAAUGUGGGUUUCCAGAGAUCAUAGCUUCUACAGACUUGAGGGAGGAUAGUAUUGCAAUCUUGGGUGAUGCAGUCGAUAACUUUUCGCAUUACCUGGACGGAACAUCCCUCCGCGCCUCUCCGCGAUUUCCACAUUCAUGGAGCACCCGGCGGUGGAAAGGAAAGAAGCCCAUACGUGACCGAGUUAAUGAUUUGGCCGCCGCUUCCAUAACAUAUCCUUUCCAGCGACCUAUGAAGCGUCAUCGCGCCAGCACUAUCGACAGCAGAGAAGCAGUCGAUAACACAGGUCAGAGGGGUGAGCGCAAGCUGAGAGUUGUCAAUGAAGGCCGUGCACUUCAAAUCCGAGUAGACGAUCAUGAUCAACUUCAACGCUGGUUCAAGGAGGCAUUCGUGGCCAUGCAGCAAGUCGCAUGCCGGAUCAUUGCCAAAAUGUGGAUAAAGCGCAUUCAUCCUAGAAAGCAAUCAACCCACCCUUACAACGGUGGCGUACCCCGAAGUGAGGAACGGAACCCUGAGCGCACUCGACCGCCUUACUGGCCUACUAGUGUUCCUCACAAGGAGCCCGAUCACAUAGGCCGUGACGAUCGAACAAGUCUGUUAGUUCAUCUGCUCACUUCCACUCCACUCGAGGUUAUCACAAACCCGCCGGACCCGCACAAUGCACAAUUUGUGACGUCUGCCGAUCUCCUAGAUUGCCUCGAUUCCCGAAAGCCCGAUUUGAAGGAGGGUGUUUGGGAUAUUAUCGAGCAAGUAUGUAGAGCUCGAGAUCUGAUGGAACAGUAUGAAGCUGGUGAGAUAGACGGCGACGCAUUAGUCUUUCUCAAUAACUAUGCGCACACUGCCAGAUCGUCAUAUGCCGAGGUCGAUAGCGAGGAUCCUGAGCGAAGCUUUUUGUUGCAGGGUACGGCUCUACAGACAGAGUCAUUGGAUGGGUCAGAGGAAGAAACGCAACAACUCAAUUGUGAUGGUGUCUUUACACCCAUCUCAUCUACACACGAUUCUCCUCUUGACCAGAUUCAUUUCGAGAGCAAGCCGCCCAAAUAUCGGAAGCGAGAUACAGUGGUUACUGAGUCCUCAUCGACACAUCGAUCUAGCGUCCAUCGUUCGUCAAAGCCAUCCGCGUCGAUCGGCAGACGGAUGGUUCAGGAGCUUCCAUACCGUUCACCUUCUGCCAUGCGUAAGCCUGGGUGUCAACGGGAGGACCUGCUAAAGGCCCAAAUGACAGAAGAUCAUAGAGUCAACACAAUAGACGACUCACAAUCAGCACCGGUAAUGGCACAGUCUCUGCCCACCAAAGACUGCGAGCAAGAGCACAAGGUUCAGUCGCCGGCUAUGGAUAUGAUGCAUAUGAUGCCAUACAUUCGAACAUGCCAUCAGCCGCUGGGUAUGCAGCAAUGGAUGGGGAUGAUGCCAAAUAUGGGACCCGAACCUCCUGACCGCGUGUUUGGUUUUCAUCCACAUGUGAUGGCAGGUGCUCCUGAAUCAGCACUCGCAUAUUUCGGGCAGGCUGCGCAGGAGAUGGACAGCAGACUCGCCGGUGGCGGCAUUCUUUUGACGGACACGUUGCAGUACCAUGAAUUUCACGACAAUCCACAAGAUUCGUUGUCAAUGAGUGUCACAGGGAUGUAUCAGCAAGGCGUGGCGCAGCCUCUUGAUAUGACCUCCACGAACUUCUAUGCGCAUCAGCCUUGA
Exophiala spinifera is the source of this 1869-nucleotide messenger RNA. RefSeq lists its product as uncharacterized. Bases 1 to 1869 code for a protein of 622 amino acids. The transcript has 7 exons. Lineage: Eukaryota; Fungi; Ascomycota; Eurotiomycetes; Chaetothyriales; Herpotrichiellaceae. The record is from RefSeq and is a predicted model, not a curated record.